This is a messenger RNA of Gadus morhua (Atlantic cod), 3471 nucleotides long. RefSeq names its product sulfatase 1 (gene sulf1). The record is from RefSeq and is a predicted model, not a curated record. Gene Ontology annotation, cellular component: plasma membrane; cell surface; endoplasmic reticulum. Gene Ontology annotation, biological process: negative regulation of fibroblast growth factor receptor signaling pathway; glomerular basement membrane development; heparan sulfate proteoglycan metabolic process. Lineage: Eukaryota; Metazoa; Chordata; Actinopteri; Gadiformes; Gadidae. Gene Ontology annotation, molecular function: glycosaminoglycan binding; N-acetylglucosamine-6-sulfatase activity.
GGUGGGGGGGGGGGGGGGCCCUGACACGGCGCGGUGCUCACUGACUGCUCCGGGGACGUGUUUCAACAGAUGGUGGAGGUUACCGAGUAUCAUCACAUCGGUGGGAGGAUUAGAGCAGAGAGGUUGUCUUCCAGGAGCUGUGUGGUCUCCCCCACUCUCUCUCUCUCUCUCUUGCUUGUCGCUCUCGCCACUCGCACUCCAGACUCUCUCCACACCCGGGGCUUGGGCUCCCACUCGCCACCAGCGCCACCGGCAGCUCCCCCACCUCCACCACCACCUCCACCACCACCUCCACCACCUCCCCUCUUCCCAGACGCGGAGGGAGAGUCCGAGGGGAGAGACACACGAGGAGACACGGAGCAGACUUCCACCCGCUUAGUGAGAGGGACUGUGGCUCUCCCUAGCCUUCCAGACUCUUCCACGCCAGUGAGCGAGUGACGGAUUGGCCUGGGCUGGAACUCCUCCAUCUCCUCUCCAACGCCCCCCAUCCAUCUCCAUCACCCCCACGCGCUGCCGCCCCCGCACCUCCCCCACCAUGUUCCUCCAGUGGCUCCUGUGCUGCGCGGCCCUCCUGUCUCUGGACUGGGCCCCCGGCUGCUCGGCCUUCACCACCACCAGAGCCCAGGGGCUUCGGGGCCGCAUCCAGCGGGACCGCAGGAACAUCCGGCCCAACAUCAUCCUCAUCAUGACCGACACCAGGGACGUGGAGCUGGGCUCCCUGCAGGUGAUGAACAAGACGCGCAAGAUCAUGGAGGACGGCGGCACCAGCUUCACCAACGCCUUUGUGACCACGCCCAUGUGCUGCCCGUCGCGCUCCUCCAUGCUGACGGGGAAGUACGUCCACAACCACAACACCUACACCAACAACGAGAACUGCUCCUCGCCGUCCUGGCAGGCGCAGCACGAGCCUCGCUCCUUCGCCGUCUACCUCAACAACACCGGCUACCGGACAGGUUUCUUCGGCAAGUACCUCAACGAGUACAACGGCAGCUACAUCCCGCCUGGGUGGCGCGAGUGGGUGGGGCUGGUCAAAAACUCCCGCUUUUAUAAUUACACCGUCUGCCGCAACGGCUACAAGGAGAAGCACGGCGCGGAGUAUGCCAAGGACUACUUCACCGACCUGAUCACCAACGACAGCAUCAACUUCUUCCGCAUGUCCAAGAAGGUGUACCCGCAUCGGCCGGUCAUGAUGGUCAUCAGCCACGCCGCCCCCCACGGCCCCGAGGACUCUGCGCCGCAGUACUCGGAGAUGUUCCCCAACGCCUCGCAGCACAUCACCCCGAGUUACAACUACGCCCCCAACAUGGACAAGCACUGGAUCAUGCAGUACACGGGCCCCAUGAGGCCCAUCCACAUGGAGUUUACCAACUUCCUGCACCGCAAGAGGCUGCAGACCCUCAUGUCCGUGGACGACUCGGUGCAGAAGGUGUACGAGAUGCUGGUGGAGACGGGAGAGCUGGACAACACGUACGUGAUCUACACCGCUGACCACGGCUACCACAUCGGGCAGUUCGGCCUGGUCAAGGGCAAGUCCAUGCCCUACGACUUCGACAUCCGGGUGCCCUUCUUCCUGAGAGGGCCCAACGUGGAGGCCGGGGCCACAAACCCCCACAUGGUGCUGAACAUCGACCUGGCCCCGUCCAUCCUGCACAUCGCCGGGCUGGACACGCCCGCAGACAUGGACGGAAAGUCCAUCUUCAAGCUGCUGGAGCAGGAGAAGACAGGCAACAGAUUCAAACCCAACCGGAAACCCAAAGUCUGGAGGGACACAUUCCUGGUGGAGCGAGGGAAGAUCGUGAGGAAGAAGGAGGACCAGGUGAACACGCAGCAGACCAACAGCCUCCCCAAGUACAAGAAGGUGAAGGAGACCUGCCAGCAGCCCGAGUUCCAGACGCCCUGCCUGCAGCCCGGACAGAAGUGGCACUGCGUGGAGGAGAUCACGGGCAAGUGGAGGAUCCAGAAGUGCAAGGGGGGCGGUCUGAAGGAGGGCCCCAGAAAGAGGGCCCGCAGCCUGCGGCCCCGCAGCAGCUACGACCCCCGGGACGCCAGGGACCCCCGGGACCCCCGGGACGGCAGGGACCCCCGGGGCUGCGAUUGCGGCGAGCCGGACGCGGGCGCGGGCGCCGCCCCCUUCAAGCCCUCCCGCUCGGACCGCCGCGCCCAGCGCCAGUUCCCCGUCUCCAACGGGCAGCGGUUCCGCCCCCGUUUCGUCCACACCCGCCCGGCCCGGUCCCUCUCCGUGGUGUUCGAGGGUCGGAUCUACGACGUGGACCUGCAGGCGGACGACCAGACGGCCGUACAGCGUCGGGUCAUCACCAAGCGCCACUACCAGCCCGAGGACCCCGAGCUCUACCCCGGCUCCAACGACGGCUCCGAGGAGAUGCUGGCGGACGGCACUAACGCCAUCGGGUACCCCAACUCGGUCAAAGUCACGCACAAGUGUUUCAUCCUGAUGAACGACACGGUGCACUGUGAGAGAGAGGUGUACCAGUCCUCCCGGGCCUGGAAGGACCACAAGAGCUACGUGGACCAGGAGAUUGAGGCUCUUCAGGACAAGAUGAAGAACCUCAGAGAGGUCAGAGGUCACCUGAAGAGGCGCCGGCCGGGCGAUUGUGACUGUGGAAAGAGGAGCUUCUAUGGCAAAGGCCAGCGAAACAAGGCCCACAGAACGAAGAACAAGAAAGGUCAACUGCACCCCUUUAAGGAGGCGGCCCAGGAGGUGGACUCCAAGGCCCAGCUGUACAACGACCUGCGCAGGAAGAAGAAGGAGAGGAAGGAGAGGAAGAGGCAGAAGAAAGGAGACGACUGCAGCAUGCCCGGUCUCACCUGCUUCACGCACAACAACGACCACUGGCAGACCGCCCCCUUCUGGAACCUGGGAGGCUUCUGCGCGUGCACCAGCGCCAACAACAACACGUACUGGUGCAUCAGGACCAUCAACGAGACCCACAACACCCUCUUCUGUGAAUUCGCCACCGGUUUCUUGGAAUACUUUGACAUGAACAACGACCCGUACCAGCUGACCAACGCAGUGUACUCGGUGGACCGGGACGUGUUGAACUCGCUGCAUGCCCAGCUGAUGGAGAUGAGGAGCUGCCAGGGCCACAAGCAGUGCAGCCCGCGGCCCAAAGGCCUGGACGCAGGAGGUAAAGAUGGAGGAAGCUUUGAGCCACACAGCACACAGCCCAUAUGGGACGGACGAGUCGGUUAAGCUGCCCAACCUGACGGACGAAGAGGUGGACCGCCAGGGACUGGAGGAUCUGUAUAGCAUCAACGAGAGCGCGUACCAGUGCAGGCCCCACUUCAGCCCCGGCCCGGACAGCUGGGACGACUUCCAGAAGGAUGUAGAUAAUAUGUUUGCACUGCGACACAUUCUGAACCAUUUCAACCAAACCCGAAAGCUUGACGACGACGACCACGACGACCACGACACCGCCGCCCCUGACCGCGAGGUGGGCUCGGGGGCCGGGG